This is a messenger RNA of Erinaceus europaeus (western European hedgehog), 618 nucleotides long. RefSeq names its product regenerating islet-derived protein 3-gamma-like. The transcript has 4 exons. Gene Ontology annotation, molecular function: signaling receptor activity; peptidoglycan binding; oligosaccharide binding. The record is from RefSeq and is a predicted model, not a curated record. Gene Ontology annotation, biological process: response to peptide hormone; antimicrobial humoral immune response mediated by antimicrobial peptide; venom-mediated disruption of cell wall in another organism. NCBI's taxonomy places the organism in Eukaryota, Metazoa, Chordata, Mammalia, Eulipotyphla, Erinaceidae. The coding region runs from base 99 to 443 and encodes 114 amino acids.
AAGACUCCCAAGAGUCCUCUCCCCGGCUCAGCUGUCCUCAGGGCUCAGUGGCCUAUGCCUCCCACUGCUAUGCUUUGUACCUGACGCCCAGAUGUUGGAUGGACGCAGAGAUAAACUGUCAGAAGCGACCUGCAGGACAUCUUGUGUCUAUUCUCAGUAGGUCUGAAGGAUCCUUUGUGGCCUCUCUGAUCAAAAACAAUUUGAGUAGUUUCUCCUACAUCUGGAUCGGGCUUCAUGACCCUACAGAGGGUUAUCAACCCAAUGGACUUGGGUGGGCAUGGAGCAGCACUGAGGUGCUGAAUCAUCAUGCUUGGGAGAAAAUCCCUCCUAGCUAUCCUUAUCCUGGCUACUGUGGAAGUUUGACACAAAAUUCAGGGUUUCAGAAAUGGAAAGAUUUUGGAUGUAAUCUGGAAUUACCCUAUGUCUGCAAGUUCAUGAACUAGGUCAAUGGCCAGUUAACAACCUGAUUUGGCUCUGCACUUCAUCAUGGACAAAUAACUAAAUUUGAAGACCCAUACUUAUAGAGACUGUUUUUCUCCAUAAACCCACCAUGACUAACCUCAUUCUGACCUUUCGUUUCCUCUCUGUCAUUUCUGUCUUCUGUAUAUUCAGAGCUUG